AUGUCUUCCACUAUGAUUCGAGCAUACAAUAUGAAGGCCGUGGUGAUCCAUCAAUUCGUCUCGGACUACGAUGAAGUUGUUGUAUCUGAAGUUGAGCCCCCUAAACAGCAAGACAGUGUAAUUAUUCAAGUAAAAGCUGCCGGCGUCAACUUCGUCGACACCCUCUACGCCCGCGGAAAGCACCAGAAUAACCGCUCUCUCGUCCGGCCGCCCUUCACUCUAGGCCUCGAGUUCGCCGGGACGAUCCUCUCCGUUCCCGCAUCUGCACCGGCAGACUUCCCCUUCCGGGCCGGUGACCAUGUGUUCGGCGACGGCCUCGGCGCCUACAGCGAGCAGGUUGCCCUCUCUCUCACCGCAGCCAGCCAGUCGCUGCACCUCGUCCCGCCAACCUGGUCAUUCGCCGACGCCGCGGGGCUCGCAGCCACCCUGCCCGUGUCCUACGGUGCCCUCAUCGCUCAGGGAGGGCUGAAGCCCGGCGAGACGGUGCUGGUCCUCGGUGCUGCCGGCGGGCUGGGCGUCAUGGCAGUGCAGGUUGCCGCGACGCUGGGAUGUCGCGUGAUCGGCGUGGCGGCCGGCGCGGAGAAGUGCGCUGUGGUCAAGUCGUGCGGCGCCGAGGCCUGCGUCGAUUACUCGGUGCCGUCGAGCGCUGAGUGGUGGAUGGACGUGAAUACGUUGACGGACGGCUGCGGGGUUGAUGUCGUCUUUGACCCGAUCGGCAUGGUCGAGAAGAGCUUGAAAUGUCUUGCUCACCGCGGCCGGAUCCUGAUUGUGGGUUUCGCGGCACGAGAUGAGACGAGUCUUGAGAAGGUCCCAAUGAAUAGGGUGUUGUUGAAGCAGGCACAGUUGAUUGGCUAUCGAUAUGGAGAGAGCAGUCGUCGGUACCCCGAGGAGAAGGCCAAGCUCUGGAAGGAGCUGCAACCCUUCAUGAGAACCAUCCGUGCCACAAGAGCGUCAAGGCCCGUCGCAGGCCUUUCGUGCUCGCCUUUCAUGAGCCAUCAGAAGAUCGUGCUCGGCUUAGAUAGCGGUGACGUUGUCCCUGAGGUCCAACAAGUCUCAUCAUAA
Molecule: messenger RNA, 1062 nt
Organism: Phaeoacremonium minimum UCRPA7
Lineage: Eukaryota; Fungi; Ascomycota; Sordariomycetes; Togniniales; Togniniaceae
Product: putative alcohol dehydrogenase protein
Exons: 6
Coding region: 1-1062 (353 amino acids)
Cellular component (GO): mitochondrion
Molecular function (GO): oxidoreductase activity
Source: RefSeq, a predicted model, not a curated record